UCGGAAACUCUUCAAAGUAAAAGACAGAAGAAGAAGAAGGAUAAGGAAGUGAGUUCGUGUUGUGUCCGAAACUCGUGUUGAACUGUUAUUCUGCAUCACUAGUUGAAUUAAGUACCCUUGUAUUCAAGAAUUACGCGAAAACGUGGAAAUGGACGAAGCACUUAUUCGAGCCAAGAUUCCUCAGGAUCUGGAGAAGGUUCUUGGUGUUGAGUCUCAGGGCAGAUAUAAAGCAGAGGCUUUCACCCAGUCAUUCCUGAGGAAAAGCAUGCAGAAUCCCACACCACAAGAUCUGCAGAGAAUGUUGAGUCGCAAGGCUGUGAUCCUGGGCUACAAAAGGCACAAGAAGGACAAGUCCAAAAAGAACAACAAGAAAGCCAAAGGACUGAACGCUCGGCAGAAGAGGACGAUGAAGAUCUUCCAGAUCAAACCUGAGCACCAGAGAUAUGAGCUUUUCCUGCCUCUGCAUCAACUCUGGAGACAGUACAUCAUUGACCUAUGCAGUGGAUUGAAACCAGAAAGCAAUCCCCAGUUUGUGCAACAGAAGCUUCUGAAGGCAGACUUCCAUGGUGCCAUCAUCACAGUGGUCCGUUCAAAAUGCCCAUCAUAUGUAGGGACUACAGGGAUCCUAGUCCAAGAGUUCAAACAUGUCUUCAAGAUCAUCACCAGAGAAGACAGACUGAAAGUGAUCCCUAAGAGGAACAGUGUGUUUGCAGUGGAGAUCAACGGCUUCAUCUCCCACAUCUAUGGAAGCAAGUUUGAGCAGCGAGCCAGUGAACGAUCCGCCAAGAAGUUUAAAGUCAGAGGAACCAUCGACUUGUGAGAUAUCUCUAUAGGAUGCAGGGUACCACAAGAGAGACUUUAUAAACUCAGACUUCUACUGCCCUCUAUGGGCAGUCGGAAUGAACUGUAACAACAAUGACCAGUGUGUCAUUUACUGUUUAUUGCACCGUAUAACAUCAUCUGAAAUCUUUUUUUUUUUUACAUUUUAUUUAUGUUAUGUUUUUCCUUAACUGCUCAUCUGAACUUAGUUGUGGGGGGCUGGAGCCAAUCCCAACUGACACUGGGUGAGAGACCUGGACAGGUCACAGGACAGACACAUGGAGACAGACAGCCAUUCACGCUCUCAUUCACUCCUAUGGGCAAGUCACCAGUUAAACCUAAGCUGCAUAUUUUUGGACAGUGGGAGGAAGCCUGAGAACCUGGAGAGAACCCACACUGACACGUGGAGAACAUGCAAACUCCACAAAGAAGAGCUGCAGGCCGGAUUGUUAUGUUAUUUCAUCAUUUUGCACACUCUGGGUCAGUUUACUGGUCAUUGGUAAUACUGCUACUACUACUAGUACUACUUGAAACAAAUCCUAAAGGUUCUGGUUCAAACCCUGAAGAUAAAUUAUUGAUAUGAUGAUAUAAAUGUAAGAUUUUCUGCAGGCUAUUACUGAAACUGACAUGAUGUUGGAGUUGUGAGAAGUACAGAAACGCUCACAAAAGUACAAACAACAGCUGCAGAGAGACACUUUAAACAGACAAGAUUAAUUUUGGUUUGUGGUCAUAUUUAUCGUUGUUUAGCUAAUAUUUGACCAGGUGUUUCUGGAUUAAUACGCAUGCUUUUUGAUCAUUUUAAAUUGUCGAGACAGAAAUAGGCAUAGGAAAACAUGCUAAUUUUCUUUAAGGAAGUACCACCAAAACAUUGUUGUCAGCUCUUAAAUGACCCAGCCCUGUUCAUUAAAUCUUGAAGUGUGUGUAGUAUGCUCUGACAGCAAUAAACCAGCAACAGUCUUAAGAUCUCUA
Molecule: messenger RNA, 1788 nt
Organism: Centropristis striata (black sea bass)
Lineage: Eukaryota; Metazoa; Chordata; Actinopteri; Perciformes; Serranidae
Gene: pop4
Product: POP4 homolog, ribonuclease P/MRP subunit
Exons: 7
Coding region: 149-820 (223 amino acids)
Biological process (GO): tRNA 5'-leader removal; rRNA processing
Cellular component (GO): ribonuclease MRP complex; ribonuclease P complex
Molecular function (GO): ribonuclease P RNA binding
Source: RefSeq, a predicted model, not a curated record